This is a messenger RNA of Tauraco erythrolophus (red-crested turaco), 3078 nucleotides long. The record is from RefSeq and is a predicted model, not a curated record. Lineage: Eukaryota; Metazoa; Chordata; Aves; Musophagiformes; Musophagidae.
AUGGCACAGCUGAGGUGUGAGCGCUGGGAAUUUACACCGAAGAGAGUGGCUGGUGUCCGUGAAGAUGUCUUUUUGAUCUGGAAGGAGUUGGAGGAAGCUAGGAGUACAGUGGGACAGGUUCAGAAAAUUUUGUCAGAAUCUGACCAGCCAGCUCCUCGAGAUGCAACCAAAUCUGAUCAUCCAUUAAAAAAGCAUACAUCUGACAAAAAUUUGUCUGCUGAGAAGUGGCUGCAGAAGUAUGGCUUGAAAGCUCAGAAGCUCACACUAUAUGAUGCACUUGCCGAUUGUACUUUUCGCCAUGUGGAUGGGAUUGUUGACAUAAAAACUAAACCAGAGAAUGAAUCUUCGCAAACUGAUGCUGAGACAAAGAAGAAGGUAAUUCAUGCAAAAUACUGCAACAAGUUUGUACAUACCUUCUGGAAAGAUGGAUCUGUAGUUCACGUAUAUGUUAGUACAGAAAAGUAUAAGCAGUACGAAGAGAAAAUGAGGAUGGCUCUCAGACAAGUGGAAGGAAGGAUUAAGUGGCUUCAACAAGGAAGCAGAGGGCUUUUUGGGAAUGUGUUUGAAGAUGGUGUCUAUAUUCUUAUUGAUACAUCCCAGUCUAUGAAGGACAAGCUACCACUGGUGAAGGAGAAAAUAUUUCAGCUCAUACAGGAACAAUUGAGACACAAAAAGAGAUUUAACUUUGUGAAAUUUAGUGCCCAAGCAGAGGCGUGGCGAGAGAAGCUUGCUGAAGUUAAUGAGGAAAAUUUGCAAGACGCUUGGCUUUGGAUAAAAGAGCUUGAGGUUGGAAGUUCCACAAAUACACUCAAAGCUCUCCAGAUGGCUCUUACUGAUACUGACGCUCAGGCUAUUUACCUCUUAACUGAUGGGAGACCUGACCAGCCUCCCCAAAUAAUUUUGGCUCAAGUCCAGCUUCACUGUAAAAUUCCCAUCCAUACUGUAUCCUUUAAUUGUGAUGAUUUAGAAGCUAAUAAAUUUUUGUAUGAACUAUCUACCAAAACAGAGGGACGGUUUCAUUAUUACAACAUUUAUUCAACUGAUCCUGAUGCUGCGGAGUUUAUUGUUAAUGAAGACAUACGUCUUUUGAAAAGAGAGAUUGAACAAGGAGAAACAGACCUAGAGAAAGUGAAGACCUUUCAUGCCAAAUGUCUGAUGAUGGAUUGUUAUAAUGGGGAAAAUGAUCUAGAGAAUAAUAGCCACAAGCAGACACAUACUGAGUCUUCUGUAACCGAACACGUUGAGGAGCUGGGUACUACUCUUAGCAGCAGGCUGUGCUGUGCUUCAGAAGAGCCAGCACUGACACGACAUCAGCAAACCCAGCAAACCACUGCUGACAGUCCAGCCCAAAGGAAGAAAGCAUUGUUUGCAGAGCAAACAAAGACGAGCCUGCUGCGAAUCCUGAGCCACAGCGUGAAAUCUCGGGAAGAAAGCUCAGAGGAUGGAACAUCUCCUGAAAAAAAGAGUUGUUCUAUCAAAAAGAGCGUGAAAUGUACAACCACUUUCAAAGGCAAGUUGGCAGAACAGGAAGCUCUGGAUCUGAAAAUGCAGAAAGCUGUGAAAAGGACAUCUAAAAGUUCUUUAGAUAUCCCUUCGGCUGUUUGGUUAAAGACUCAUGGCUUGGUUGCUAGGCGACUCACCAUCAUGGAUGCCUUAGCUCCUACAGCUAUCCCUCAUGGUACCAAAUACAUCCCAGUUCUGGACAAGCAUGUAGUUUCUAAAGUAUUUGAUGAGAUGUUGCCAUUGGCCCAUGUUAGCAACGACAAGAAGCGGAUCACGCUAAUUAAUCCUCAGGCAGUGAAUCUUGAUGCCUAUAAAGAGAAGCUGGAAGAAGCGAUCAAGUCCUAUGAAAGGCGCCUAAACCUAAUUAUUUGGAGAGCACUAUCUCAGGAGGAAAGAGACAAAUUUAAAAAGGAUGGGCCAGUCCAAUACAUGCAGCAUAAAGAAGCUUUGCUGGAGGCUUUAGAGAAUUUGGGAUGGCCAAUUUCCUAUGAAGAUGUAAUAUUAUUAGAAGAUGAGAUACUGGCAGCAUUAACGUAUGCACAACAAGCCUCUGAUCUUCAGGAAGCUGUCAAAAAGGAAACUGAGAAAAGCUCAGAAUCACACAUAAGCAACAAUAAAAAGAGACUUGAAGAAGAAAUUGGGAAGUCAAAGUCUAAAAAAAGACAAAAAGGCCUCACGAAAGGGACUCACAAAAGGCAAAAGGUGAUUGCAAGAUCAGACAUCACAGGAUUUUAUUAUCCAGGAACUGUGAUAAAGAAUAUCAGUUCUACCUGUGCAGUAGUUGACUUCAGCAAUGGGGAGACCUGGACUGUACCUGUGAAGUUCACUCUACCUGUGGGAGGUGCAAUGCCAUGCCCACUUCUGCAGGCUGGAGACCAUGUGUUUGCCAGAACUGGGACACAGACAGCAAACGAAUAUUAUGCACCUGCCAUUGUCAUAGCAACACCACAGAGGGCGCAAACGGGUGACAAACUCUACACAGUUCUGAUGUUCAACAAUAGGAAAGAGCACUGUGUUAGAAGCGAGCUUAUUAAAAUCAGCCAAACGAAGUAUGUGUUUUCUUGUCAGUACAUAAGAAUGGUGCAGAUGGUGGAUUAUACGAUCCUGGACAGAGAGAACACAAAGCCCUAUCCACGCUCAUCUGUGGAAGAUGAAGGAGGAGAAGAAGCAAAGAAAAGUAUUGUGAAAGAAGAUAGAGGAAAAAAGAAAAAGAAGAGGAGAGCAGAAGACAAAAGAUAUUCCAGGGAGAGGAUGUCAGACUCUGAUGAUCUUUUGCUUGUCUCCAGAAGGGAAGUAAAACAGAGAGGAAGAAAUUCACUGCCUAGCAAUGAAGAAGAUUUCGAAGCAUCUUCAUUCUACGUUUCAUCAUCCUGGCAUUCAUCAAGGUGUCGAACUCUGCAGUCACUGAGUGCUUCAAAUGCCAGCUCACUAAACCAUCCCUGUUGCUUGCACAGUCCUGCUGUAGAAAAAUCUCCAGAGCCUGGUAAAAGCAACAUCACCAGAAUUAGUAGAGUCAAUAUGGAGCAGCAAGGAUUGGAAAGACACCGCUGCACAGAGCAAAGGAAGCCACGUUAA